CAGGCAUCGAAGUCAACUUGCAGAGUGCUAUCAUUGCAUUUCUGGGUUCCUGUGGGUGCAUAUUGUCACGGACAAAGGCAAGGCCUGGCUCGCGUCAUUGGUAGCGCUAACACCAACUUGACCUACGAUCGCAACUUUCGACAUGGGCCGGCAAGUGCUUUGUGACGCUUAUGGAAGCCUCAAGCCUCAACAACCAGAGAUUGCAGCACUGCUGAGCUCAAGCCCUCCUACUUCCCUGCCUAGCGAGGAGGAAGUUGCCAGCUGUCUGAAUGGCAUCCCUGGGCCUGAGAGCCUUGCACGCUUGGCGCUGAACCGCUGGUCACGGAGUCUCGGAUUGGCUGGGCAUCAGGACAUUUUGAACGCAUUCAUCAAGCUUUACGCGAGCGAGUCUAGCUCGGAGCUGAAGCCGGCAGCGAAGGCUUUCCUUGAGGACGUUCGAGGCAGGCUGUUGCAGCUGGUGCGGGACAGCCUCGGGAAGUUCGGAGCUGUGGAGGGCGCAGUGUAUGAUGAGGUGUACGGAGAGAACGCGGACAAGAGCACCAUUCCCGCGUACCUGCCGGUCGUCUCGCACUUCCAGCUGCACUUCCAUGACAUCCCCAACGACAAGUCCCUGCACGCCGCCUGGGCCAAGUGCCUCGCCGACUGCGGCGCCCAGCAGCUGGCGGCCCAGGACGAUUCCGCCGCCGAGCUGGGCGCCAGCGCCGCCCGCCGUGCGCUGGUGUACCUGCUGUCCAUGGGGGAGGACAUCGCCUUCCUGCGGCUGGCGCAGGUGCUGCUGCACGGCGCAUGCGAGUUUGUGUUUGAGUGAGCGGGUUUGUGUGUUCGAGUGAGGUGGGAACCGGUAAGUGGCGUUGCAAGGAGGAUGAGCGGGGGCAGGGUGGAGCCCCAGGGGUGGAGCCUGAAAGGAGUCACAACGGGGUGCCGCCUGAGCCUGAGGAUGAGGGGAAGGAGGAGGAGCUGCAGCUGCGGUGAAGAGGUGUGUACGGAAGCGGUUUCGGAGCGGCAGCUGUGUGUGGGAUUGGGGGGCGUGUGAUGUAGGGCGGGUAGAGUGGAAGGCCACUGGGAUGAAGGCGUGCAUGUGGUCAUUGUGGAUGCAUGUAUGUGGUUGGUUAGCUGAUGUAUGGCGCGAAAAGAUCCAAGAGAGGCUUUUGCUGUUGCUUGCUGCCGGAGGGGGGGACAGUGGCGUUAGUGGCCCAAGGUGCGACAUGGAGAGGGGCUCUGCGCGCGCGGGGUUCUGUGUCCGAGCGCGUGAUUCGCGUUACUUGACAUGCCUUUUGGGGACGCGAGGGAGAGGAAGCGGACGCUGUGACCAGACCGCGUGCGGCAGGGAGACGCAUGGUGAGCGGGUUGUCGGGUGUAGGGACCGGCUGCUGUUGCUGUCGUGCACACAUGGCAAGCAGCGUGGGAGAGGUGUUAGGCGGCUGGCGGGCGGGAGUUGUGUCAUGGUGUUCGGCUGACACGAUACGCACGGCAUGUGAGGUUUCGGUCAACGCUGAAUGUGGAUCCGGAUUUAGCGCCGAUAGAAUUGAAGGCUGUUGGCAUACGUGAUGUUUCGCGCCCAUGAAUGGCUACAAGCGCCAUGAAGUAUGAAGGAACUUCAACUGGUGAUACCUAGUUCCCCAUUAACCUGAGCCCUCAUCACAUGUAACACCCAUGUCGCGAACCACGGGUCGCAAUUUUGGCAUCAGCCACAGCACGCAUCCGCUCCCAUGGUUGUAAGUGUGUCGGGGACGGCGUGCGAUGCAAAGGAGAAUCUGGC
Astrephomene gubernaculifera is the source of this 1759-nucleotide messenger RNA. Lineage: Eukaryota; Viridiplantae; Chlorophyta; Chlorophyceae; Chlamydomonadales; Astrephomenaceae. The record is from the annotation of a GenBank genome assembly.